UCUUACAAACAUGCAUAUGAAACUGAAGUUACUCAGCACUCCACUCCACUCCACUUCGCUAUUUGCCACUCUUUUUACCUUUGACGCUCUUUUACGUUCUCUCUUCCUCGCUAGCAAUAUCGGUGAUUCAACCCAAGCAAUCGAUCAACCCAACAAACGAAUGCAAUGCUCUUUUCUCAAACCUUAUAUUUCAUUCAAUUAUAAUUUUUACCAAUUUCAAAACUUCGGCUUCACAUCCAACUUGCUUUGCCAUUUGCCGUUUUGGAUAUCGUUGUUGUCACCGAUAUUUGUUUAAGUUUGAGCUUUAACGCUAAUCCCCGUCCACAUAUCACUUCUACGCGCUGGAAGUUCGCACUCUCUAGCGAGCCAAUCAAGCGACUCUUCAGUCAGUUUCUAGACGUUCGUGCAAUGAGUACGUACAUGCGGUUAGUCUUCGUAUAAAUAAUCGUAAAAGAAUCAACAAACAUUUACUUAUCACAUUCCAAGUGGCAAAAAAUUAAUAAAAAAAUGGAAAAGUUGAGCGAAAAGAACGUAAAAACUUUUUGUGGUUUUUGUGAUAAAUUUUAAAAUAUUAUAUAAGUCGGGGCUAUACAGCUGUAUUUGACAACAACAGUAACUAAUUCAGCCAGUUCGGCGCGCAAGCUGGCAAGAUAUACCAAAAAUACAAAAACAAAAGUUAAAUAAUAAAAAAAUUAGCUCAAGGGUUAACCAGUUUCAAUGUGUUAAGAAGCUUAUUUAAAAACGUAUUAGAUGUGUUAGUAAAAACAAAAAAUAAAAAAAUAAAGGAAAUUGUCACAAUAUGUCAGAUGCUCUAAACAAUAACGACCUGUCCCGUGUUGGUGAUUGUACGAAAAAUUAUGAUAAAUGCAUUGCCACAGAUUCUUCUAAUAAGGAGACACAACAAAACAACAACGAUUGUGAAUUAAAUAAAAAGUACACAACAAGUAUUAGUACGAAUAGUAAUGAUGAACUCAUCGAGGAGGGAUUCGACUAUUGCGAAGCCGACCUGUUAGACGAGUUAAACGCUAGCGACGGCGACGCCGACGACGAUGACGGCGGCAUAGCAAACGACGACGUUGACGACAAUGUCGAAAGAAAUGCGAACAUUCAAAAAUAUAACACUCAUCAUCUUCCCAACACACAAGUUGCGGACAAGAAGGGUGAAGUUGGAGAACGUGCAAAUAUUACCGGUACAUUUUCUCUUAAUGACCAAAUAAGCGACACACAUGCUCAUGACAUUAACACAAGAUCGUCGAAUGUUGCGAGCGUCGUCGACAGUGAUUGUGUGCCAAUUGUGAGCACUGAUAAUGCGCCAACCAAUGCAAGUGAUAAGCAAAAACUUACACCGACUAACUUAGUGUUGAGUGCCGACAACGACGAUCCAACUGCGCGAGUAGAUGGCGUUGAUUCAUACUGUCCCAUAACACCACGCCGUAUUGUUGAUGUUGAAGCAGAGCCUAAUCCAUUGUUAAAAUGUAGUUCCACAGCACGCAUAGAAAGCAAUAAUGAAAAUGUUGUUGAUGAUGCCGCAGUUGUUGGCAAUAACAAUGAUCAUGGUGAUGAAGGUUAUUAUUAUUCUGAUGAGCCCGAAGAUGAAUUAAUUGUACAGUUCCUGGGAGAAGCCAAUCGUAUUGCCGAGGCCCGUUUGGCUGCUCGCCGACAAGCGCGCGCUGAAGCACGUGAAAUACGAAUGCGAGAGUUGGAACGCCAACAAAAGGAGCAAGAGCAAAAUGCAGAUCGUGUUUUUGACAUGCACACCUCGAGCGGCAUCGACCCGUUAUCGCGGUCACGGCUCGCAACCGGCGUCGGCAGCUCACCACUGGGCGCAGUGCUCAACAGCACACGAGCCAACUCAAUGUCAUCACGACGCAGCAGUGAAGAUUCACUGGAAGAAGAAGGGCGCAGUCUGCGCGAUAUACGACAUGAGCUCAAGGACGUCGAGGAGAGAUUUCGUAAGGCCAUGAUAGCCAAUGCACAGUUGGAUAACGAACGAGCUUCGCAAACGUAUCAAAUACAACUGUUGAAGGAUAAACUAGAAGAGGUGGAGGAAUCUUAUGCCCAGCUACAACGUGAAUUUAAGGAUAAGUCACGUGAUUGCAAUGCGCUAAAAAGGAAUCUGGAUAAAUUAAGUGAAGAACUUAAAUUGGUGCAAGGUCAACUAACUGAACGGGAUAAACUAAUCGCCGAUCAGGGCUUAGUUAUUGUGGCCGUAGAGAAUGAAGAGGGUACCGAUGCAAAACGUGCUCUAGUCAGUGUGGAAAAUGCUCAGCUGUUAGGUUCAGUGCAAGGCUCAUUAGAUGUGCGACUGAAAAAGUUCAGCGAGGAGAAACAACAACUUUUAGCAGAAGUGCAAAAGCUGCAGGAGACAUUAGAAAAUUACAAGAGCCAAGGCAAGGGGCGUUCCAAUUCGCUUAACGGACCAUCAGGUUCUGACGAGGACUAUGAAGCGCAAAGAGAGGCGAAUAAAAUAAUAUCGGACUACAAGUAUAAACUGCAAAAGGCUGAACAAGAAAUCGCCAGUUUACAAGCGAGCUUGGCACGUUCAGAAACGCAAGUUAUACGUUAUAAAAGCACAGCGGAAGCGGCAGAAAAGGCUGAAGCUGAACUCAAAAUCGAACGGAGAAAGCUACAAAGAGAAAAUCGCGAGGCCAUGGAACGUAUGGAGGAAUUGGAAACUUCAAAUAAUCACCUGCUGAAGCGCCUAGACAAACUAAAGAAUGCUAAAAGCGCAUUGCUUAAGGAUCUCUGACCGAAAUCAAUACAUGCCACAACGACCAGAAACACUUACAGCAUAGAUAAAUGCAAACAUAAUGGCGAAACUUGCGAAAUUUGUGAACCAUAAACCAGCUUACAUACAUUGACUUAGUGACGUCAUUAUACAAACAUACGAACACAGACACCUUAUUCAGCAGCUAAAAUUAACCAUGUGUCGGGGAAUGUGUGCUUAAAUCGAAAAUGCGUAAAUGAGAGUGUUAAUGACACGUGCGAUUUGAACCAAAUCGUUGAUUGUCACUUAGCAUUGCAACAUGGAUAGUCAGAAAAUUUAAAAACAAUUACAUACUUACAUAUGUCGCCUAAAAGUAACAGCAUAAUCAAUUUAAUAUUUAUUAACAUACAUAAAUAGAAGUUAAGUGCAUAAAGCAUACAAUAUUUACCCCGUAGUAUGUAAGUAUGUAUGUAUGUACAUUUACAUACAUAUUUAUUAGGAGCAUACUGUCAGUAGUUAAUAACAAGGCAAAAUGUAAAAAGUUCUUAAGUUUGCUAAAAUAUAAUACUAACUAAUAUUGAAUAUCACAAUUUAAAACAAAAUAAUAUAAAACACAACAACAUUGUAUGCCAUUAUGACAACAACAAAAACAUGACAACUGAACUAAUACAAAUAAAUUGCCUGCGCAUAGAUAUUCUAAAUCGAUGGACUUACGCAUAAAUGUGCAUAAAGACGUAUAUAAAUACACAUACGAGAAUUAUACGGGCAUAAAUUAUGUUGCUUAAAAUUUCAAAAUUUACACGGAAAAGGAAAAAAUAUCAAACUGAAAUACACAAUCGGUUUAACUAUAAAGGCGUAUAAAUGCAUAUUUCUGUACAAAUGCAUUGUAAAUGUGCCGGGGGGACGCAUAAACAACUUAUUUAAAUUUUUUAAUGUGUUUUAGAAAUUAUAUUUUAUUUUGUUUUACCAUUAUGAAUAACCAUAUCUGUGGACUUAGAUACCUACUUCGACCACUUUAGUCAUUUUGAGAUAUAAUUUAAAUUCAACUCAAACAAGCAAGCAGAAAUUAAUUAGCCACAACAAAUAUUGUUAUGGUUUUCUUAAAAGGAACUUAAGUGAAAUAUUUGUUUCUGUGAUUAAAAAAAUAACCACAAGAUUUUUCGAAUGAAACCUUUUUAUUAUUGUUUUUAUAUAAUUUAAUUAAAAGCAGUUAACUAUUUGGUUUUAAAAAACUUUUCGCAAAGUAUAUAUAAAAAAUUAACGUUAAUAGGCUGGUGGUCAUUAUUGUUCGCAAAUUCGAUUAGUAGUACACGAGUUUUGCACAUCUGUAUACAUGCUCUUCAUGUAUUUGCAUUUGUAUAAUAAUUAAAAUAAUAUAAUAUGUUUUCAUUAACAACGUUAAAGCCAUGAUCAGUAAAUUUAAUACACGCUUUGUUUACUAAUAAUUUUCGUUAACUUUUAGUUAAGUAUGAUUCUUAAUUGCGAAAUUCAGUUGUGUCUUCAACUACAUACAUAUUUAUUUUUAUCAGUUAAAGUUGUCUGUUGACAACAAAAAAUAAUUCAAAAAUUUGUGAAAAAAAUUAAGACUAAAAAUAUAAAAUUUAGAGUACUUAAAUUUCGUAUAUUACAAAAGUGAAAUAAUACUAGUAUAAUUAGUUUUUGAGAAGUCGUUUCAAAAUAAAAGUAAAAAAAAAAAAUAAAUAAUAAAAUGUUAAAAAACAUCUUGCCAAGCGUAAAUAUUUACAUAGACACGACAUCAGACACAUAAGAGCCCGGCUACUCCAUUUACUUUUAUUACAAAUACACUGCACAUUGUUAAUAAAUUGAUAUUGAUUAUGCUUCGUCCACAUUUAAAGAGAUGUGCAUAAAGGCAUAAAGAGAUUAAUUAAUAUGGUUCUACGUAAUUUAAUUGGAAAUUUGUAAAAAAAAAGUUACUAAAAUAUUAUUUAAUUAAAAAAUAAACUAAUUUUAAUACACAUCUUCAAAAUCAUUGUUAAUUUAUUUUCAAAUAGCGUUUUGUAGGUAAGUAUUUUUAUUAAUGUGCAACUAUGCUACAAAUUUCUAAUAACGUACUUAAUCACCAAGGAUUUUACUUUGCUGUAACAACAUAGUAGUAAAAACGCUCGAAAUUAUAAAUUCAAACGAUGUCUUACUACUCCGGAUUUCCGCACACCACAUACCAAGCCCUCACGUGGCUAACGUGGCUUCCGCAUGUGAUCUACAUUACUAACGCCAUAAAUACCCGAUAGAACUAUUAUAGCAUCGCUUAACUUGUCGACAGGACUAAAAAUCAAGCAUAGUGGAAUUUCAAAUUGGAAUUCACAAACUUUAAGGAAAUGUCAAAUUGAACUUUCUUCCUUAACGAUACUUAUUUCUUUUAUCAUCCUAAAGGGUGGAAUAAAAGUCAUUUUACAGUGGGUGGUAGUGCGGAGAAAUUACGUAAUGUAGGGGCAGCCAAUGAGAAUUCAGAGAAACGGUGUCAUUCAGCGAAGGAUAAUGCGAGUACUGUGGUACCUACCACCAUUCUUCAUCUAUAGCCGAAAGAAAAGUAACACUAUUUGACUUCCCUGCAGCCAAGAUUAAUAGUCAAUUCCUUAAAGUCAAUAAAUAAAUUAUUUAUUUAUAAUUUAAUAUAUAAAAAUGUAUCUAAAGCUUUCCUAUAAUUUUAAAAGAACUGAUGGAAUUGGUCACAUUGUUUGACUUGGCAAAAGAUUUUCUCCACCUUAUUUUUUGUUCUUAUUUUAAUAUUUCGAUUAAUAUAUAGCAAAAACAUUGUGGAGGUUUCUUAUAUCAAACGAAUAGAUUGCUCAAAAUGGAAGAAGCUGAAAUGUAUGUAUCUAUUUUUCUUUAAUUUUUUUUUUGUAAUACGUAUUAGAUUUAUAAAAUUGUAAAAACGAAAAAUAUAAAAAUACAAAAGUAACAGAUGGUUAAUUAUCUAUGUAAAUGCAAUUUUAUAUAAUUAUAGAUAUUAUUAUUAUAUUUAGAAAGAUUAAUUAAAAGCAAAUAAACAUAUUUUAUUAAACAUCGUAUUUAAAUGCAAGUUUAGACAUUUACAGAUUCAAAUACAAAUUAAAAAAUGAAUUGUUUUAGAAGGUGGCUAUCGGCUUUGAUUUUUACGUAGCUGGCAAUACUUUAAAAGCUUACGCAGAAAACAUUUCAACUAGCUGUCCUGCUCCAACAAACGUAAAGUUUUAAUGGGUUGGAAAAUACCAGCGCAGCAAUUUGCAAAACUUGGUGGAUGAAUUCGAAUGCCCUUCAAGUGACAUUGGGGAUAGCCGGUAUGCUAUUUCUCUGGCAUUGCUUUGCAACGGGUGAAUUACAGUUCUCAGUUGUUUCUCUGCUGGUGAAUUGAACGGUAGUUCUUUUCAUAACUUAUCCAAUUGAAGUCAAUAAGCCAAGUGAAAAAAAGUGAAGAUGUCCAAAAUCGGUAUUAACGGAUUCGGUCGCAUCGGUCGUCUGGUACUACGUGCCGCUGUCGAGAAAGGUGCCCAAGUUGUUGCCGUCAACGAUCCCU
Zeugodacus cucurbitae (melon fly) is the source of this 6221-nucleotide messenger RNA. RefSeq names its product leucine-rich repeat flightless-interacting protein 2. The record is from RefSeq and is a predicted model, not a curated record. The coding region runs from base 800 to 2749 and encodes 649 amino acids. Gene Ontology annotation, biological process: regulation of DNA-templated transcription. The transcript has 6 exons. NCBI's taxonomy places the organism in Eukaryota, Metazoa, Arthropoda, Insecta, Diptera, Tephritidae.